AUGGCACAAUAUUUACCACCAGAAUGGAGUACUAAAGGCCGCAAUGUAUUUGGUAUCUACCUGGAAAUUAUCAAAGGUGGUAUAGUCAUAGAGCAAUUUCAAUUAUCUCGAUCAAAUGGGUACAGUUACAUUGUCGUGGGGCGAAUGGAAAAUGUCUGCGACUUACAUCUCGCUCAUCCAUCCGUUUCUCGGAUCCAUGCAGCACUUCAAUUCGAUGAAAAAGGAGCACUCUUUCUCUAUGAUAUUCACAGUACUCAUGGUUGUUAUGUGAAUAAGAAACGGGUAGUGGCUGAAGAGUAUGUACAAUUACAUACUGGAGAUGUGUUGGUAUUUGGGGAGUCCACAAGACUCUAUGCGGUUUGCGGUCCACCGGAAUUGUUACCGGCCGAGUACGAGUCAUUGAAUCUGGUCAAAUUUAGAGAGAAAUUGGACAAGAAACGAGAAAUUCAAGACCAAAAGAAACAGCAAGAGGACCGAGGAGCUUCAUGGGGGUUUCGAGAAGAUGCCGAGGAGGAGGAAGGAGAGAGUGAGGAAGAGGAAGACGGUGCAAAGUGUAAAGAAAAGUUGCCGGACUACCUUCGGAAUUUGAAAGAGGAUGAUCAGCCCUACAAGUCCAGUGUCAGUCAAUCGCAGAUUAAUGAGAAGGACCACCGGUUGUAUCAACAAUUGCAGACACGGAUUCGCAAGAUGGAAAACAUAAAAUUAGAGACGUCGAGGAUUCUAGCGAAGCAAAAUCAACUUGAAGGACUGUCGGAGGGGCAACAGAACACGUUAGUUCGAAAUGAACAACGCAUUGAUACACUAAUGAAGGAGAUUGAUGACCUGGAAGGACGGAUUCAUGCGAAGAAUGAUCAGCGGACGAAGACUGGAGGCGUAUCAAGCAGCAGUGCUAGGAAGAAACGCAAUAUAAACGAUGAGCUAUAUGGAUACGGCAGUGAUGAAGACGACUUUUAUGAUCGGACGAAAGCCAAUCAACAAAAGAUUGCAGCACGAAAGCAAAAGAUAACGGGUUCGACCGCCGCUUCUGGUGUACAUGCAACGACGAAGAUUGCGCGAGCACCAAAGAGCGAGAUUCUUACAGCAGACUCUAUUCAGGCCAAUGUGAACGAACUAGAAGCUGAACUUGCAAAGCUUCACGAUGAGCUGACGGCUGCGUCUAUUACGGCUUCUGAUGCACACGCUGCACGUGAGGAAAGUAAACAAGAAGAGCAAGUGGACCCGUUAGAUUCUUUCAUGGCCGUGGCAACCACACAGCUGUAUGUGAACGAGGUAGACAUGCUGACGAAACGAAAGAACGAAGUGGAGAUGGAAUUAAAGCGCCAGCGACAACUACUUACAGUGGUCACGCCGGCGUUAGCUGCGUUCCCAAUCCAGAAGGCAUCAGCUGAGACAGUGAAUGAUUCUGUCGAAUGCUCAGAAGUACAUACAAAGUCACCAAACCCGGUUUCUGCAAGGACAGCUGUGUCUGUUACAGCAGUAACCAAACACCACGCCUCGGUGCAAGAGCAAGAGUCAGGUCUACCUGAGAUGAAAAGUGUUCCUAGUGACAAACAAAAAACACGAUCGGCUGCGUCGCAGGAGUCCCAGAAGGUGGCAGAGAAAACUGACUCCGACACAGUUGCACCGAAAAGGCGACGUAUUGCCAGCCCAGCAAUGGGCCCACCUCCGCAGAUGAAGCCUAGCGGAAGCAGUGAGCCCUACGGCAACGACUCGAGUAUUUUAGAAGGAGGCGAUCACGUGUGGGUCCCUCCGAUAAACCAAAGUGGCGACGGCCGCACCAAGCUGAACGACAAGUACGGCUACUAG
Molecule: messenger RNA, 1806 nt
Organism: Peronospora farinosa
Lineage: Eukaryota; Oomycota; Peronosporomycetes; Peronosporales; Peronosporaceae
Source: the annotation of a GenBank genome assembly